AUGGCAUUUGUUAGUCCAGACCUUAGCGAUGCCUUACCACUGGUGGCUUCCGGAAAAGUGCGAGAGCUCUACAAUGUCGACUCAAAGUCCCUUCUCUUCGUGGCCUCUGACAGAAUAUCUGCGUACGACGUAAUUAUGAAAAAUGGUGUACCGAACAAAGGAUUGAUUCUUACUCUCAUGACUGCACAUUGGUUCCAGUACCUACAGACCCAAAUCCCAGACCUCAAGACUCAUUUCAUUUCCCUCGAUCUCCCAUCUGCAGUCCCGAAAGACAAAGUUCCUCAAUUAAAAGGGCGAAGCAUGCUGGUGCGCAAACUCAAGGUAUUUCCGCUCGAAGCGAUUGUUCGAGGAUACAUCACAGGAUCCGCAUGGUCAUCCUACAAGGAGACCGGUGAGGUGAACGGAAAGAAGAUGCCUGCAGGUUUGCAGGAGUCAGAGCAAUUCCCCGAGCCAAUAUACACCCCCAGCACAAAGGCUGAAUUGGGCCGACAUGAUGAAAACAUUUCGACAGAGCAGGCGGCACAGAUCGUAGGCGAGAAGUAUGCAAAGCGCAUCGAAGACCUGGCUCUCAAAAUCUACAAGGCUGCAAGAGAAUAUGCCAAAGAGAAGGGAAUCAUCAUUGCGGACACAAAACUCGAAUUCGGUUUAGACGAGGAGACGGAUGAAGUCGUCCUUGUUGAUGAAGUCCUGACUCCAGACAGCUCGAGAUUCUGGUCCAAAGCUGCAUACAAGGUUGGUCAGAGCCAGGACAGUUUUGAUAAACAGUUCCUGCGAGAUUGGUUAACGAAGAAUGGAUUGAAGGGUAAGGAGGGUGUGUCCAUGCCGGACGAUGUGGUCGAAGCUACUCGUGCCAAGUACGUUGAAGCAUUCGAGAUCCUGACAGAUAUAUCUCUGCAGGAGGCUCUGCAAAACCUGAAGUAG
Messenger RNA from Rhinocladiella mackenziei CBS 650.93, 921 nucleotides. RefSeq names its product phosphoribosylaminoimidazolesuccinocarboxamide synthase. Gene Ontology annotation, molecular function: phosphoribosylaminoimidazolesuccinocarboxamide synthase activity. The coding region runs from base 1 to 921 and encodes 306 amino acids. NCBI's taxonomy places the organism in Eukaryota, Fungi, Ascomycota, Eurotiomycetes, Chaetothyriales, Herpotrichiellaceae. Gene Ontology annotation, biological process: 'de novo' IMP biosynthetic process. The transcript has 2 exons. The record is from RefSeq and is a predicted model, not a curated record. Gene Ontology annotation, cellular component: cytoplasm.